AUGCCGAGCCGCCUUCAGGACACAACAGAGAAAGGCCUGGGUGGCAUGCCGUACCGGCCGCCAUCUGCUCAUGCCAGGCCAAGCGAGUCCUCUUGUUGGCCGGGGACAGAGACGUUGCUCAGACAAGAGUGGAUUUUUGGAGAAGAGCCUGGCUUUGAAAAGGCAACUUCAGAGAGCAUAAAGGCACACCAUGAACACACCAAGGAUAAUUUUGGGGUGAGGAAACAGAGUUUUAAAAAUCAAACACGAGCGUUUGUGUGCGCCAACAAGUUGUCCUCGCCUCCUGUCCUUGGGGGUGGCCGGGAGCACAGCAAGGACCUGCCCCUCCACCCCAGCUUGGGCACUUUUUCCCAGGCAGCUGCAGCUCCCCCUCCCACAGGGGACCAGUGCAAACCUUCUGGCACUGCACACCCUGCCCCCGAGGUCUCCUGCGGGCCUGCAUCCUCCAGUAUGCCUAUGGCCAAAGCCCAUCCAAAGCGAGGCCACAAGCCAGGCACUGGCCUCGUCCUGGGCUCCGAACAUGAGACCCGCCUGGUGGCAAAGCUGUUUGAAGAUUACAACAGUGUGGUUCGGCCAGUGGAAGACCACCGCCAGGCUGUGGAGGUCACUGUGGGUCUGCAGCUGAUACAACUCAUCAAUGUGGAUGAAGUAAAUCAGAUUGUGACAACCAAUGUGCGACUGAAACAGCAAUGGGUAGAUUAUAACCUAAAAUGGAAUCCAGAAGACUAUGGUGGCGUGAAAAAAAUUCACAUUCCUUCGGAAAAGAUCUGGCGCCCAGACCUCGUUCUCUAUAACAAUGCAGAUGGUGACUUUGCCAUUGUCAAGUUCACCAAAGUGCUCCUGGACUACACUGGCCACAUCACAUGGACGCCUCCAGCCAUCUUCAAAAGCUACUGUGAGAUCAUCGUCACCCACUUUCCCUUUGAUGAACAGAACUGCAGCAUGAAGCUGGGUACCUGGACCUAUGACGGCUCUGUGGUGGCCAUUAACCCGGAAAGCGACCAACCAGACCUAAGCAACUUCAUGGAAAGUGGAGAGUGGGUGAUCAAGGAGUCCCGGGGCUGGAAGCACUGGGUGUCCUACGCCUGCUGCCCCUCCACCCCCUACCUGGACAUCACCUACCACUUCGUCAUGCAGCGCCUGCCCCUCUACUUCAUCGUCAACGUCAUCAUCCCCUGCCUGCUCUUCUCCUUCCUAACUGGCCUGGUGUUCUACUUGCCCACAGACUCAGGAGAGAAGAUGACCCUGAGCAUCUCUGUCCUGCUGUCCUUGACCGUGUUCCUCCUGGUCAUUGUGGAGUUAAUCCCUUCCACCUCUAGUGCCGUGCCCUUGAUUGGGAAAUACAUGCUGUUCACCAUGGUGUUUGUCAUUGCGUCCAUCAUCAUCACAGUCAUCGUCAUCAACACACACCACCGCUCCCCCAGCACCCAUGUCAUGCCUGACUGGGUACGCAAGGUUUUUAUCGAUACUAUCCCAAAUAUCAUGUUCUUCUCCACAAUGAAAAGACCAUCCAGAGAAAAACAAGACAAAAAGAUUUUUACAGAAGACAUCGAUAUCUCUGACAUUUCUGGGAAGCCGGGGCCUCCACCCAUGGGCUUCCACUCUCCCCUGAUCAAACACCCCGAGGUAAAAAGCGCCAUUGAAGGAGUCAAAUACAUCGCAGAGACCAUGAAGUCAGACCAGGAGUCCAAUAACGCGGCUGAGGAGUGGAAGUAUGUUGCAAUGGUGAUGGACCACAUUCUCCUUGGAGUCUUCAUGCUUGUCUGUAUCAUUGGAACCCUAGCUGUGUUUGCAGGUCGGCUCAUUGAACUAAAUCAGCAGGGAUGAGUGGAGCUGAGCCUACCUCUGCCCCCAGCACCAGGCGGAGUAGGGAAAGGCAGGGAAGAUAGGAAGAUGGGUCUACUUUGAUACAGCUCACUUAUCAAACAUUUGAUUUUCUGUAUUUACAAUUAAUGAUAAUGAUUUAUAUUUGCAUAAGCUUA
Hyaena hyaena (striped hyena) is the source of this 1982-nucleotide messenger RNA. RefSeq names its product cholinergic receptor nicotinic alpha 1 subunit (gene CHRNA1). The record is from RefSeq and is a predicted model, not a curated record. Gene Ontology annotation, molecular function: transmembrane signaling receptor activity; acetylcholine-gated monoatomic cation-selective channel activity. The coding region runs from base 1 to 1827 and encodes 608 amino acids. The transcript has 11 exons. Gene Ontology annotation, cellular component: synapse; neuron projection; postsynaptic membrane. Gene Ontology annotation, biological process: regulation of membrane potential; monoatomic ion transmembrane transport; nervous system process. Lineage: Eukaryota; Metazoa; Chordata; Mammalia; Carnivora; Hyaenidae.